Acanthosepion pharaonis is the source of this 1635-nucleotide messenger RNA. Lineage: Eukaryota; Metazoa; Mollusca; Cephalopoda; Sepiida; Sepiidae. The record is from the annotation of a GenBank genome assembly.
AUGAUCGAGAACGCCGUUCAGUUGUUCGACAUUGUCCAAGACAAGGGAUUCUAUCAUAGACGUUUUGUUCUCUCUGCUCAUCUUUGCAUCACCACACACGACUUGGGGAUACUCUCUCGAAAAAAUAGCUUACACUUAGCAAAGUUCCCCAGCUCAUUUUUAGAUCAUCACGGACGACUUGGGGACACUCUCUCGAAAGAUAGCCUGUAUCUACCGAAGUUCAAUUGUUCAGCUUUACAUCACCACGAGCGACUUAGGAAAGGUAGCCGGUACCUGCCGAAAUCCAUCUGCUCAUAUUUAAAUCACCACGCGCAACUUGCGGACGCUCUCUCUCUCUCUCGAAAAAAAAGCCUAUUCAUUUCCUUUCUUUCUUUCUUAACCCCCUUAAGUAGCCGUUUCUUAUUUUCUUUCUUUUCCGGUUCAUUCAUUAAGCCUACUUUCUUUCUUUCUUUCUUUGGCGCUUUCUUUCUUUUCUUGCUAUCGAUUGUUUCGUUUGAUCAGUACACCAUUUUCUUUCUCGACGACGCCACAAACCAAAUGCUCAAUAUCUCGUGUUUCUUCUUAAGAUAUUAUUUUAUUCUUUCAUCUCUUUAUUCCUUCUUGCUUUACCGGGCAACAUUUGAAUACUCCGAGGAAUUGAGUGAUCUCUUGCUUUUAAUGACCUUACUUUUUAAUGUUUUUCAUUCUCUUCCUGACUCAUUUUUCUUUCUUUCCUGGAAUCAUUUUUGCUUUUCCACCAAUUCGUUUUCAUUUAAUCUUUUUCAUUCUCUUCCUCUCUCAUUUUUCUUCAAUAGACUUAUGCUUUUCCCCGCAUCUGUUUUCAUUUCAUCCUGUCUCAUUUUUCCUCUCUUAUUUCCUGAAAUUAUUUUUCCUUUUUCCUCCAGUUUUCUCUUUUACCAUUUUUGUGUUUUUUUCUUCUUCGCUAUCUUAUUUAUUUAUUUCGUUCUUCCUGUCUUGCUUCUUUCCAAUUUUUAUCUUUUUUGUUUCUUUCUUUCUCUUUCUUUCUUUGUGCUCUUCUUUCUUUCUUGUUUGCUUGUUUCUUUGUUUCGUAUCUUUUUUCUCUCUUUCUUCCUUUUACUCUCACUUUUGUCUCUCCCUUUUCCAUCCCUCUUCUUUUUUACUUUUCCGACUAUUUUUUUCUUUUUUAUUCUGCUUCCUUUCCUCCUUUCCCCUUUUUUCCUUUUACUAAUCUUUCUCCAUUUUCUUUUCCUUUUUCCUCCUCUUACUGUCUUUCCCUCUCUUUCACCCUUUUCCCGACGUUUCUUUUACUCCCUCGUUCCUUUGUCUUUCUUCAUUUUUUAUUAUUUUUACGUUAGACAUUUUUCUUGUUCACUUGCUUUUACUCUACUUUCUUUCUCUCUUUUCCUUCUUUUUCCCGUUUUUCUUUCUUUUUUUGCCCUCUUUCUUUCAUUUUUCACUUUCUUUUUCUCAUUUUUCUUCCUUUUUUCUUGUUUCCCCUUUUUUCUUUCUUUUUCCUUCUUUCUUUCCUUUUCUCACCUUUUUCUUCCUUUCUCUUCUCUUUCCGAUUUCCUGUCUUUCUUUCUUACAUUCGUUCUUUACUCCUUCCUUCCUUCCUUCCUUCCUUCCUUCCUUCUUUCUUUCUUUCUUUUCUCCUUGGCUCUUUCUUCAUAUUAA